Molecule: messenger RNA, 1296 nt
Organism: Eutrema salsugineum
Lineage: Eukaryota; Viridiplantae; Streptophyta; Magnoliopsida; Brassicales; Brassicaceae
Exons: 2
Coding region: 1-1296 (431 amino acids)
Source: RefSeq, a predicted model, not a curated record
AUGUCAAACCAUUCCAACGAUUCAUUAGAUUCACUCUUUAACUACGAGCCGAGCCGUGCAUACGCCGAGGUGAAAGGUGUAACAGGAUCCUUCGAGGCGUCUAUCUCGCCGAGCCCUUCCAACCGUUUAUCCGAAAGCGACAAGGCGUCGAAUCGCUCAAGUCCGUCGGGCGCUCGCUCUCCAGAUGACGAGCCGUCGGUUUUGACGAGCCGCCCACAGGGUCCCGCUCACGAAGAUGUUAAUUAUGCCGCAGUGACAGCCGAGGAGGAAGCGUUUCCCUUUGAUCUGUUCGAGGUGAAGCGUGAAUUAAAACGUCUCAUGGGAUCCCGAGGUGCUUCUUCAUCUGGGCGAGGGAAGCGAGUGAAAAGACAAAAACCUGACCCGCCCGGCUCUACGCUCUCCUCCCCUGACUCACUCGAGGCGUUGAGAUGUCGUUUCGGGUUAUCCGAGGCGGUAGAGUUCGUCCUUACAGAGAAGAAUGACCGAGCCGACAAACCUCCUGAGAAUCACUUUACUCUGUUCGAGGCGUUCUUUGAGCUUUGUUUUCUCUGGUUCCCGAUCCCCGGAGUUAUCCUUGAGUACCUCUGGAAACAUGAGAUCUCAAUCGAGCAGAUCAAGCCGAGGGGUCUGCGGCACAUGAUUGAUAUUCUGGUUCGAAGUUUUGAAUGCGGGCUCGAUAUUGAACUGAAUCACCUGCUAAACUUGUUGGAGAUCAGAAAAGCUCCGAAAGGAGACAGAUUUUACAUCUCCAACAAGUCUAACCGCCGGAUCAUAGGAGGUUUUCCAAGCAAGGAUCAUUCGGAACAUUCUUCCCUUAAUUCCGACGACCUCUUUGUUGUCCGAGAUUAUCUUGCGGCUCGGAGAGUUAAUUGGAGGAAGCAGUUUACAUUCGAGAGAGUGGAAAGAGCACGAGCCAUUCUUGCCGGAGUUCCUGUUAGCUCUUCGUCUUCAAAUUCCUCACUAGACACAAGGGAGAAAAUGGUGAUCAUUACUCUUAGAGACAAGAAAAGGCGCGAAGAAGAAGAAGCUGCGAGACGAGGAGCUGAGGCGGCUCAAAUAGAGACCGAGGCUGUCCCUCAGGCCGAUCCGCCGAGCCGUGAAGGUGAAAGCACGGUCCGAGCCGCAGAGGCAAACGUUGCCGAGGCGACCGAGAAAGAAGCAGCGCCCGAGGUGGAACCGGGCAAAAUUAUUCCCGAGGCGCCCAAAGAUGACUCUGCGGCGCGGAGUAAAACUCCUUCAAACUCCGCUAUUCUGGCUCUUCCGAAGUCAUCGAGGCCCCCAACUUCGGCUUUAUAG